Messenger RNA from Trichoderma gamsii, 1974 nucleotides. RefSeq lists its product as hypothetical. The coding region runs from base 1 to 1974 and encodes 657 amino acids. The record is from RefSeq and is a predicted model, not a curated record. The transcript has a single exon. Lineage: Eukaryota; Fungi; Ascomycota; Sordariomycetes; Hypocreales; Hypocreaceae.
AUGUUUAUUUAUACUCCUCUUCGUCGCGAUAUCUUGGAGAUCAGGCUUGUCCGUAUUUUAAGCGCUGGAGAAUCCACAAGCGAUAUCUCGCUUGAGCUACGCCAUGCUUUCAUCGACGAAAUCAGCUUCUCUGCGCUAUCGUACGUCUGGGGCGACGUCAAAAAUUCGAUUGAAUUAUCUAUAAAUGACUCUCCAUGCAUGAUUGGCCACAAUUUGUUUGCGGCUCUGAGACAACUCUUUGUCAAUGGAAGCCAUGGCUGGCUUUGGAUCGAUGCUUUGUGCAUUCAGCAGUCGGACCAAGAGGAGAAGACUGACCAGGUCAAGCAAAUGCGCACCAUCUUCCGCCGUGCGGAACAUGUAUAUUCAUGGCUAGGUCCUGGAAAGUCUUCUACAGACAAAGCAAUGGAGUUUGCAUCUCGGAUAGGGCCUCGGGCACUGUCUUUUGGGAACGAUCCCUCAGAUUUCGAUAUUCCGCUGGAAGAGCUACGAAACUACUUCAAUCGCGACAAAGACUUGUGUGAAACAGAAACCCCUCCAAAAUAUGAUACAAAAAAGAAAAUAGAUUUGGCCAUGUUUAUCUACGACAUCUUUUAUUGGCCAGAACUCAACAGCCAUACAUCCACUCAAGGGGAAGAUGGCGAUGAUCUUGUCGCUGGUAUUCAAUGCUUAAUGAAGCGAGAAUACUGGCAGCGAAUAUGGAUUAACCAAGAGAUUGCUCUCGCACAAGAAGUCACUCUUAUGUGUGGCACGAAGAGCGUAUUGCUGGACCACUUCGAAGCGACUUUCAGCGCAGUGGAUCUGUGCAAUCGUUUACAUCGCUACAUAAACUCAGAGACCCAACAAUUUGCCAAGGGGCUGCAUCCCAAUUUUUGGGUAAAUUUACCUCUUGAGACUCGUCGGCGAUCCAGGAGUGAAAUCAGCGUACCUUUGUCAUGCUUAUUAUACACGGACGUCGUUCCUUCAGACUGCCCUUUAUUCGCUGCUUCUGAUCCUCGAGAUCUAGUUUUCGGACUACUUGGCAUCAUUACCGACAACAAUGUUUUAAGAUUACGUGUUGACUAUCAGCUGACAAAGGCUGAAGUCUUCACUGCCGCGACAAGAGCAAUGAUAUCCAAAGGCGAUAAGGACAAGAACUCGUAUCAUCUUGACCGUUGUGUACCAAGAGAAGACAAUAUACCAAGUACACUGCCAAGUUGGGUUCCUGACUGGCAAGAAAUAGGCAAAGUAGGGUCUAAUGAGCCCGAGAUAAAUCGUGAUGGGUAUUUUGAUGCUACCAGCACAAUUCCCAUUCCAAUACUGCCUAGCAACGAGAAUGAUGAUUCUCUUGGAAUCCUUCAUCGCGCCGGGUGUCGCGUUGAUAUCAUCACCGAGAUUCUACAACCGCACAGGCCUCUUGUUAAGGAUAUGAUGCAGAAUGUAGAAGAAUGGCUCUCGGGAAUUAUGGAAUUCUUUAGGUUAGGACCUGUCGCCAGCCCAGGAGAGGACUACAUAUGGCGAACUGUCUUGUCUCAAGGAUGGUACGACAAAAUCAACCCUUCUAUUGACGAGGACAUUGCCAUGCUGGUGCGUUUAAUCAUGCGCGGACAGAAUAUUGAUGUUAAAGUCUUGGAAUCUGCCCAAAAAGAAUUUCUCGACAAUUUGGAGGAUCCACAUGUGAAGCAACGAAAUUUAGUUGUUCAACUUGAUCAGCACGUGUAUGCCACAAAGAUGAUUAAGAUGCUCCAAAUGAGAGGUUAUAACCUGAGAAGGACGAUAUUUAGGACAAGAAAGGGUAUGCUUGGCCUUGGUCAUUUGGCCAUCAAACCUGGAGAUGUGGUAACAUUGCUCUGGGGGUUGCCAUCCCCCAUCAUCUUGCGGCCGCGAAACGAUGGGGGUGAUAGCUUUACAUUUGGAGGGGAUGCUUAUGUCGACCAGAUUAUGCAUGGGGAGUUCCUGCAAACGAAUCCUACUCACGAAAUAUUCACAAUGUACUGA